AUGUUUUUGCGAGCUGCCCGUGCAGGCAAUUUAGAAAAUGUCCUCGAUUUUCUCCGUACAGGUGUAGAUAUAAAUACUUGCAAUUCUAAUGGAUUAAAUGCUUUGCAUUUGGCAUCGAAAGAAGGGCAUAAUGAAGUUGUUAGAGAAUUAUUGAGAAGAGGAGCCGUUGUUGAUGCGAGUACUAGAAAGGGAAAUACUGCUUUACAUAUAGCUUCUUUAGCCGGUCAAGAUAUAAUUGUAACAAUUUUGGUUGAACACGGUGCUAAUGUAAAUGCCCAAUCAUUAAAUGGAUUUACUCCUCUAUAUAUGUCUGCACAAGAAAACCAUGAAGUUGUUGUUCGUUAUUUGCUUGCACAUGGUGCUAAUCAAGCACUUGCUACAGAAGAUGGUUUUACUCCUUUGGCUGUUGCUCUUCAGCAAGGACAUGAUCGAAUUGUUGCUCUUCUAUUGGAAAAUGACAAUACAAGUAAAGUAAAACUUCCAGCAUUACACAUUGCUGCUAAAAAAGAUGGUUUGAUACUCGAGCAGCUUCCUUACUUUUACAAAAUGAACAAAAUCCAAAUGUAA
Molecule: messenger RNA, 567 nt
Organism: Meloidogyne enterolobii
Lineage: Eukaryota; Metazoa; Nematoda; Chromadorea; Rhabditida; Meloidogynidae
Source: the annotation of a GenBank genome assembly